Molecule: messenger RNA, 1871 nt
Organism: Gallus gallus (chicken)
Lineage: Eukaryota; Metazoa; Chordata; Aves; Galliformes; Phasianidae
Gene: BBTN2
Product: tripartite motif containing 10
Exons: 8
Coding region: 133-1647 (504 amino acids)
Molecular function (GO): protein binding
Source: RefSeq, a predicted model, not a curated record
GAGCUCACACAGCCCUUAAAAAUCUGCAAGGAUCUUGUUCUGCUGCCUGGCGGUGAGUGUCUUUUUGGGGCUAUUUGGCACCAUUUUGGCAACGGGAGUUGGCAACGUCACCCUGAGUUCUUCCAGAGCUCUAUGAAAAGCUUUAAAAUUGGGUUUUUGCACUUUUUCCAUGAUCCACCUCUAGGGAGCAAGCUGGGCAAAGAAGGAGGAUCGCGAGAGAUUGGAGACCACAGCACCAUGGCCUCUGCUGCUUCCAGAGCAAAGGAAAAAGGAGAGGGGGGCUCCCACCACCCCAUCCCAGAGCAUCAGAUGGGCAAUGGAUGCAGCAGCUCCGUGGGUCGUGGAGGUGGCACGUGGCAGGAGCGAGGACGGCUCGGAGAUACCGAGGUCAUCAGCCACCGAAACCAUCUCAGGAAAGGGAAUUUCCACACAAAACUCCAUUUGGAGCACCUGGCAGAGAAGCUGAAGCUUUUGGGGCUGGAUGGAGACAGAGGGGAAAAGGAGAAACUCUGCUCAUGGCGCAAGAGGACAUUCCCCUCCAAUGGACCACGGGAUGAUGGAGGUCCCACUGGAGCCCCCAUAAAGGAGUCAGUGCAGGAGGAUGUGGAGCAGAUUCACAGCGAUCUGGAGAACCUCAAGAAACAAAAGGAGGAGCUCUUAGAACUCAAAAGGAGUGGGGAGAGGCGAUGCCAAGACCUUCUGACACGGACGGAGGCUGAGAGGCAGAAAAUUUUGUCAGAAUUCCGUCAGCUCCGCCGUUUUCUGAAGGAGAAGGAGAUGGUGCUCGUGGCACGGCUGGGGGAGCUGGACAGGGCUGUGCUGAGGAGGCAGGAGGAGGAGGAGGCCAAGGUGGAGGGGGACAUUUCUCUCCUCGGCAUCCUCAUCUGUGAGAUGGAGGAGAAACUCAAGCAACCCACACGUGGAUUCCUACAGGAUGUCAGAAGCACGCUGAGCAGGUGGGAGAGGGGCAGAACACGAAGAAUGACGGAGAACUUUGCAGACGUGGAACGGAGGCUCUGUGUCAUCUCCCAGCAACAUAAAAUCCUCAGGGAGACGUUGGGGAGAUUCCAAGAUCUUUUUCUGUCUGAGCUGGAGAAGGAAGAGGGAGCAUCUGUAGGAGAAGAGGGAAAAGCGUUUGUCACCCUGGACCCCACCACUGCCACUGCAGGGCUCGUCCUGUCCCGGGACCGACGUGGGGUGAGAUGGAUGGAUAUGGGGCACAACGUGUCCCCUUGUCCCCAACGCUUCGAUGUCUCCUGCUGUGUGCUGGGCUGUCGGGGCUUCACCUCAGGGCGGCACUUUUGGGAUGUGGAGGUGAUGGGUGGUGCCACGUGGGCACUCGGGGUGGCACGCAGCUCUGUGCCCAGGAAGGGUUGGCUCACUUUCCACCCCGAUUAUGGGAUUUGGGCUAUGGGAUGCUGUAGAAACAGCUUCCGAGCUUUCACAUCUCCCCCAUCCACCCUCCCCAUCAGUGGGGAUCCCAACAGGAUUCGAGUGGUGUUGGAUUACGGAGGGGGACAGGUGGCUUUCUACGUCGCUUCCCAAAAAAAUCCCAUAUUUGCUUUCCAAAAUGCUUCUUUUUGUGGGGAGAGCAUCUUCCCUUUCUUCUGGGUGGGCAGAGGCUCCCACCUUCGCCUCUGCCCCUGACAGAAGGAAAAGGGAGGCCUGAAACUUUGGGGUGAGCAUCUCCAUCAGCUCAUCUGCAAUGCAAUGGGAUCUUCCAGUCUUUGGGUUUUGUGCUCGUUGUGCCACUAUUUUCAUGGCAUCCUAAGAUGGUGCUGUAUUAUUUUUGUGACACUGUAAGAGACUGGAGCAGAAAUUUUGUCACAAAUUAACAACAACAAAAAAAAAAAAAAAAACAGCAAAACAAA